Sporothrix schenckii 1099-18 is the source of this 249-nucleotide messenger RNA. RefSeq lists its product as uncharacterized. The coding region runs from base 1 to 249 and encodes 82 amino acids. The record is from RefSeq and is a predicted model, not a curated record. NCBI's taxonomy places the organism in Eukaryota, Fungi, Ascomycota, Sordariomycetes, Ophiostomatales, Ophiostomataceae. The transcript has 2 exons.
AUGGAGACGAUGGGGACGAUGGAGCACAGCUCGUAUACGACGGUGAAGAGAAUCGUCGCCGAGGAUCGCGGGCACCAAGAGCCGGCGCCAACGGGUAGGCAGUGGCAGCCGAUGGGGUUUGGCGUCGAUCGUUGGCUGGUCGUGCGAUCCGAGGGAGGACGACAAAGGGCAAAGGCAAAGGCAGAGGUCCAAGACGAAAAGGGCAAUUUACGACCGACGAGAGUCAAGGCGUCGACAGACGACGACUAA